Messenger RNA from Fusarium pseudograminearum CS3096, 816 nucleotides. RefSeq lists its product as uncharacterized. NCBI's taxonomy places the organism in Eukaryota, Fungi, Ascomycota, Sordariomycetes, Hypocreales, Nectriaceae. Bases 1 to 816 code for a protein of 271 amino acids. The transcript has a single exon. The record is from RefSeq and is a predicted model, not a curated record.
AUGGGGCCACUCUACAAAAAAGCACUUGUCAUUGGGGCCACAUCUGGUAUCGGCGCGGCCUUGGCGUCUAAACUUGUUGCAAAUGGUACCAAGGUUGUCGUUGUCGGACGUCGAUGGAAGCGUCUGCAAGAAUUUGUCAAGACCCACGGCUCAGAUGUCUCAAGUGCUAUCACCUUUGACAUAACAAACCUAUCCGGUAUCAAGGGCUUUGCAACAGAUGUUAUCAAAUCAAAUCCCGAUCUCGACUGUGUCAUAAUAUGCUCUGGUGUACAGCGCGGCUUCGACUUCACUCAGCCAGACACAGUCGAUCUGUCACUACUUGGAGUAGAACUCACAACAAAUUAUACUGCAGCUGUUCAUCUUACAGCAGCAUUUUUGCCUCAUCUUAAGAAAGAACCUCAUGGAAACCUGGUGUACAUCAAUGCUGGCUUGGGCCUUAUCCCAGCCAUGAGCCGGACACCAAACUACAAUGCUUCGAAAGCUGCACUCCACGCAUUCGUCAUGGAUAUACGGUACCAGUUACGCGACGACGGGAGUCCUUUGCAUAUCGUGGAGGUGUUCCCGCCCGCGGUACAAACCGAGCUGCAUAACGAAGAGCAUCAACCAGAUAUCGUCAAUGGAAAUGAAAUAGGCAUGCCAUUAGAAGACUUUAUUGACAAGAUGUAUGAUGAGUUGGUCGAGGGAAGUGAUCAAUUCGCUGUUGGCUUUGGAACGGAACUCUUUAAAGAAGGGGGUUGGGAAUUUCAGCGAGGGAAGAUGUGUGAUGAAGUGAGGGGCUUAUUGAAUGUCGCGUUAGAGGAUUAUCUACGAAGGUGA